Messenger RNA from Nematolebias whitei (Rio pearlfish), 1174 nucleotides. RefSeq names its product neurofibromin. The record is from RefSeq and is a predicted model, not a curated record. NCBI's taxonomy places the organism in Eukaryota, Metazoa, Chordata, Actinopteri, Cyprinodontiformes, Rivulidae.
GUUACAGGAGCUAACAGUGUGCUCAGAGGACAACGUUGAUGUUCACGAUAUCGAGCUGAUGCAGUACAUCAAUGUAGAUUGUUCAAAACUGAAGAGGCUUUUGCAAGAAAUGGUGCCAAAGUUCAGAGCUCUAAAGAAACCUGCGCAGCUUGCCGUCAUCAACAGUUUAGAGAAGGCUUUUUGGAACUGGGUGGAAAAUUACCCAGAUGAAUUCACAAUGCUGUACCAGCGUCCACAGACUGACAUGGCAGAGGCUGCAGAGAAGUUGUUUGACCUGGUGGACAGUUUUGCAGAAAGUGCUAAGAGGAAGGCUGCUGUUUGGCCUCUUCAGAUCAUCCUCCUCAUCCUUUGCCCAGAGAUCACACACACAAUCUCUAAAGACACAGUGGAGGACAGUAAGGCCAACAAGAAACUGUUUUUGGAUAGUUUGAGAAAAGCUUUAGCUGGGCAGGGUGGGAACAAGCAGCUGAUGGAGAGCGCUGCCAUCGCCUGUGUCAAACUUUGUAAAGCUUCUACCUACAUCAACUGGGAAGAUCAUUCAACCAUUUUCCUCCUGGUCCAGUCCAUCGUCAUGGAUCUUAAGGCUCUGCUGUUCAACCCAGCCAAACCUUUCUUGAGAGGUACAGGAAGUCAGAACACUGAUGUGGAGCUUAUGGUGGAUUGCUUCGUCUCAUGUUUUCGUAUUAACCCUCACAACAACCAGCAAUUUAAGGUAUGUUUGGCCUCCACUUCCCCGUCGACCUUUCACUUCGUCUUGGUCAACUCCUUGCAUAGAAUUAUUACUAAUUCACAUCUGGACUGGUGGCCUAAGAUCGAUGCAGUGUACUGUUACUCUGGAGAGCUUCGAUUCAUGUUCUCAGACACUCUGAACAGAGUCAUGCAGAGCUCUGGCACUCAUGCUCCACUACGCAUGACGCCGUUUGGAGUCCUGGGUCCUGGUCUCCCAGCACUAGUCAGGUGGAGUAACCUCCUCUCCGGCCUCUGCCCCCUGGAUGCCCAAAACCACGUCCACUGCAUCGGUGUGGACUUGGGGUCACCUUUGGCCAUGUACGGUACACCAGUUGAGGGCCAGUCGGCCCUCCAACCUCCAGCAUCAGGUGGGGCGUACGAUGGUGGGUCAGUGAAACCAGCCAGAGAGGGGUACAGCUGUGCCGUGGGAGACGGAGGUCCAUAG